AUGACUCAACCAUCAACUAUUGCCUCGCACUUUCUCACCCACCCUCAUCAAUUGGGCGUGGUGGCCGUGGGCUUCAACGGCGGACAGAUGAAGAAAGGAGUCGAAGCUGCCCCAAUGGCUCUCAUCGAAGCCGGACUUCUCACCCAGCUGAAAGAAGACCUCGAAUAUGAAAUUCACCACGAUAACACCGUUCACUACUACGAGAAGGACAUCCCUGCCGAGGACCCCGAUCACCGAAACAUGAAGAAGCCCCGUGCUGUCAGUGCCGUCACCGAGCGUAUUAGUUCCCAGGUCUACAACUACGCCAAGGAUGGCAAGUUCGUCCUGACGCUAGGCGGCGACCACUCCAUUGCCAUUGGUACUAUCUCCGGUACUGCUAAGGCUAUUCGGGAGCGAUUGGGUCGCGAGAUGGCUGUUAUCUGGGUUGAUGCUCACGCUGACAUCAAUGUUCCCGAGAUGAGCCCUAGUGGUAACAUCCACGGUAUGCCCAUGGCGUUCUUGACCCGCUUGGCUCGAGAGGAUCGACGCGAUAUCUUUGGCUGGUUGCAGGAUGAACAUAUCAUCAGUACCCGCAAGCUGGUGUACAUUGGUCUUCGGGAUGUGGAUCGUGGUGAGAAGAAGCUUCUGCGUGAAAAUGGAAUCAAGGCUUUCAGUAUGCACGAUAUUGACCGUCAUGGUAUCGGUCGUGUUGUCGAAAUGGCUUUGGCUCAUAUUGGCAAUGAUACUCCGAUCCAUUUGUCAUUCGAUGUGGAUGCCCUGGACCCCCAGUGGGCACCUAGCACCGGUACCCCGGUUCGUGGAGGAUUGACUCUUCGCGAGGGAGAUUUCAUCUGCGAAUGUGUACACGAGACAGGUAACUUGGUCGCCAUGGAUUUGGUCGAAGUUAACCCAAGUUUGGAGGAAGUUGGAGCUGCGGAGACUAUCCGCGCAGGAUGCUCGUUGGUUCGAAGUGCGCUGGGCGAUACCCUUCUGUAA
Penicillium malachiteum is the source of this 975-nucleotide messenger RNA. Its product is annotated as arginase. Gene Ontology annotation, molecular function: arginase activity; manganese ion binding. Bases 1 to 975 code for a protein of 324 amino acids. The transcript has 3 exons. The record is from RefSeq and is a predicted model, not a curated record. Lineage: Eukaryota; Fungi; Ascomycota; Eurotiomycetes; Eurotiales; Aspergillaceae. Gene Ontology annotation, cellular component: cytoplasm; nucleus; cytosol.